Molecule: messenger RNA, 1776 nt
Organism: Momordica charantia (bitter melon)
Lineage: Eukaryota; Viridiplantae; Streptophyta; Magnoliopsida; Cucurbitales; Cucurbitaceae
Product: S-adenosyl-L-methionine-dependent methyltransferases superfamily protein
Biological process (GO): tRNA methylation
Cellular component (GO): tRNA (m1A) methyltransferase complex; nucleus
Molecular function (GO): tRNA (adenine(58)-N1)-methyltransferase activity
Source: RefSeq, a predicted model, not a curated record
UAAUAUUAUUGUAGUCACACAAGCCCUAAACUAUCACCAGUCGCAGCCGAGCCCGAGCAUAUCUGCAGCAACGCGCCACGAACGACCUCCCUCCGGCGAACCAGACCCGCGGCGGCGUCAUUCUUGCAGCACCCACUGUUCUCCCUUCUACGGCGGCGACACCCUGACCCGUCGGCGCUCGCAAACCCGCAGAAGCAAGAACCCAAGCUGUUUCGGUAAGAACCAAUUGGCAACGAACCGCUCGCUUGAUUGGUACUGAUUCCGUGCUUAAUUUUUCUGCCUAUAUCUGCUGACUGAUGGCGUUGGAAUCUGCUACUCGUGAUUCACUCUGUUUUCUUGUGUAUUGUAUGGUUCUGCUUGACUAACUUCUUAAUUUCACUGACAUAUGAAACCCUUGUAUUGCUUGUACUGUGUUGUUCACCUAAUAUCCUGAAGGUACUAUCUGCAUCGAUUCCAUUUGGUUUUCAACUAAUAGUUUCUGGAAGUUCUGAUAGGAUUUUGUCUUCAACUUCCCCUGCUAUUUUUGCAAUGGAAAAGUUGUUAUAUGAUCCUGUGAGACAGAAAUUAGUGUGUGGAGGGAGAUAGAGAACAUGAAACUUUUUCUGAGACAUUCAUUCCAGAUAAUUGUUUUGAUCUUCACUGCUUAUUGUCCAUUCUUGUUAUUUUUCUUCUCUGAAUUUUGACAGAAAUUGCUAUUCUAUCUUGAUCGUUCUUUAUGAACAUUUGAGGACCAAGGAUGUUGCCAACUGAUGACUCGAAAAAGAUAUCGUUUACCCGUUCCAUAAGUGACGGAGAUUUAGUCAUUGUCUAUGAGAGACAUGACAUCAUGAAGGCUGUUAAAGUAUGUGAAGGUUCAACACUUCAGAAUAGGUUUGGUGUGUUUAAACACUCAGAUUGGAUUGGGAAGCCAUUUGGAUCCAAGGUGUUGAGUCACAAAGGUGGAUUUGUUUACCUGUUAGCUCCAACUCCUGAAUUAUGGACUUUGGUACUAAGCCACAGGACACAGAUUCUAUACAUUGCGGACAUUAGCUUCAUAAUUAUGUUCUUAGAAAUAGUUCCUGGGUGUUUAGUUCUAGAAUCAGGGACGGGAAGUGGAUCUUUGACAACGUCGCUAGCUAGAGCUGUAGCUCCUACUGGACACGUACAUACGUUCGAUUUUCAUGAACAGAGGGCUGCCUCGGCCAGGGAGGAUUUUGAGAAGACAGGCUUGACUAACUUGGUCACUGUGGGAGUUAGAGAUAUUCAAGGUCAGGGGUUUCCUGAAGAGUUCGUUGGGCUGGCCGAUUCGGUUUUCUUGGACCUACCUCAACCAUGGUUGGCCAUUCCUUCAGCUGAGAGGAUGCUGAAACCAGAUGGGGUAUUAUGCUCCUUCUCGCCGUGUAUCGAGCAAGUUCAGAGGUCGGCAGAAGCUCUUCGAUCUAGCUUUACAGAUAUAAGGACGUUUGAGGUAUUGCUUCGGACAUACGAAGUUCGGGAAGAUAAAAUGGAGUGUAGCCAGGUUGAUGGAGGUGGUUCUGUUGGUCUUCCUCCAUGCAAGAGGCGGCUGAGAUCAAACCAAGCAAACGACAUGUCCGAGGAUCCGAGUACAACAGUCAUGGUUAAGCCGUGUAGUGAGGCCAGAGGUCACACUGGUUAUCUAACAUUUUCUAGACUGAGGUGCAUCUCAUAACAUUGAUUUUUUUACCAAGGAAAAUUGAAGUUUUGUAUUCUUUUUCCCUACUCUGGAAUGGAAUUUUGGAUCUCAUUUCAGUCGUUGAAUGUUAAAGUAAUUUUGUU